AACAGGCUUCUAAUACCAGAUGGUGCUCUGUGACCUAAGUUUUGGGGUCUAUCAUUUAUAAUACCUAUAUUAUCUAAUACCUAGAUUGGCUAAUAGCCAUAUUAUCCAAUAGCUAUGUUAGAUGAUAUUUGACCUACUUAAUUCCUGGCAAUGAUGUAAUAUGGUUAACAUUUUGAAUAAAAGGUGCUUUAUAGGUUUUUCCCCACUGAUAAAAGUAAGAUUAUAUUCAAAAAGUUAACCAAAGAUACGUUUGAAUUUUAUUGUAGUAUAUUUCUAUGCAUAUAAUUUUUAAAACCAAAUCAAAAUGUGUGAUUUGAAUUUGCUAGCUUUGUUUCUUAAGUUUUUCAGUGUAGAAGGUAAUUUUUCCGUUCUGGCUAUGGAGUGGAGAGAAUAUAAGGUGAAAGGAGAGGAGCAGCAGCUCUCUUAGAGCAAAGUAUGCAUAAGAAUGAUCUAAAGCUAAGCAACAGGAAACGAGCUUGGAAAUAUGUUGAGGGCUGCUGGCACUGUACUCAUCAAUGCGGUUUCGAUUCCCAGGCUGGGGCUGUAAUGUAUGAGGGGAAGAAUGAAUCUGAGUCUGCGCCGCCCGCCAAGCUUAUUGCUGACCUUCCUGGGGCUGCCGUCUCCCUCCCUGGGGGAGGGGCCUAGCUCCCCGGAAGCGCCCGGCAGCCCGGCCCUUCUUCCGCUUCCCGCUCGCGGUUGCUAGGCUACCUGAGCCCUAACAGAAAGCGGUGGUAGGCAGGUGCGGCGAGUGUGUCCCCUUUCCCGCACAAGGCUUGGCCUUUGUACGUAAGUGCAGUGGCUGCCUGCCUCGCUCGGGCUUCUCUGCCGCACUCAUCCGUGCUGCUUGGGACAGGCCGGGGCGCGAAGGCGGUCGUAUCCAUCUUGGGAAGUUUCUGCUCCCCCUCUCCCUCCUACCCUUUGGAAACCCCCUCACCAGCUGCCCCGGACCAGGUUUCUCUGAACCUUAAAUUCAGUUUUCAGGGCUCACUCUCCCGAUCCCCUGACCUUUUUCCAUCUACCCCGACACGACUCCGCCGCGUGCUCCCAUCCCCAUUUCUUUCACUUCUCUGUGGCGAGCAUCUUCCUUCUCAGGGAGAAGGAAGCAUGGGGCCAGCACCUUGGGAAGAAGAGGCAGGAAGACCCGCCGUCCUCCCUGUCUCAGGUGCACCUCCGGCCUCGACGUGACCACCUUGUUUGGCUGAGGAGAAGCUGGGUUGGCAGGGUUUUCUGAAGUCAAGCGGGAGCUGGGGGGUUGCAGGGAGACUCACAGACUUCCUGAUCCCUAUGAAGACUUUAUGUACCAUCACCUCCAAUAUUAUGGCUACUUUAAAGCUCAAAGAGGCAGUUUACCAAACUCUGCAACGUAUCAGCAUAUUCAGAAGAAUAACCCUCGAUACCUGUUGAAUGGCUCUCUUGGGGAAAAAGAUGAUUUGUUACCAGACACCCUGCAAAAGGAGAAGCUUCUAUAUUCACACAUGCUGAGUUCACCACGUCUUAGGAGCAGACAGCUUCUUUAUGAUGAGUUGGAUGAAGUAAACCCACGUCUUCGAGAACCCCGAGAGCUCUUUUCCAUUUUGUCUACCAAGAGGCCACUGCAGGCUCCAAGAUGGCCAACUGAAUGUGAGGUCAUCAAGGAAAACAUUCAUCAUAUUGAGUGGGCUCCACCUCAACCAGAAUAUUUAUAUCAACCUACAGGAAAUGAAAAGGUACCAGAGAUUGUAGGAGAGGAAAAAGGAACAGUUGUCUAUCAAUUAGAUUCAGUGCCCACAGAAGGUUCCUAUUUCACCAGUUCCAGAGUGGGAGGCAAACGAGGAAUUAUCAAGCAACUUGCUGUCACGUUGCAAGGACCAGAAGAUAAUACUCUACUGUUUGAAUCAAGGUUUGAGAGUGGGAAUCUGCAAAAAGCUGUCAGAGUAGACACCUAUGAGUAUGAACUUACCUUGCGAACCGACCUCUACACAAACAAACACACUCAGUGGUUUUAUUUUCGUGUUCAGAACACCAGAAAAGACGCCACCUAUCGCUUCACCAUUGUCAACUUGCUAAAACCCAAGAGUCUUUAUACUGUAGGAAUGAAGCCACUCUUGUAUUCCCAAUUCGAUGCCAACACCCGCAAUAUUGGCUGGAGGAGAGAAGGAAAUGACAUCAAGUACUACAAAAACAACACGGAUGAUGGGCAGCAGCCCUUCUACUGUCUCACAUGGACCAUUCAGUUUCCAUAUGACCAGGACACUUGCUUCUUUGCACACUUCUACCCAUAUACAUACACUGAUUUGCAAUGCUACCUCCUGUCAGUGGCAAACAACCCCAUCCAGUCCCAGUUCUGCAAGCUCCGAACUUUAUGCAGGAGCCUAGCAGGAAAUACCGUUUACCUGCUCACCAUCACCAACCCAUCCCAGACCCCUCAAGAGGCAGCUGCAAAAAAAGCUGUAGUCUUGAGUGCCAGAGUCCACCCUGGGGAAAGUAAUGGCUCCUGGGUUAUGAAAGGCUUUUUGGACUUCAUCCUUAGCAACUCCCCAGAUGCCCAGCUCCUCAGAGAUAUUUUUGUCUUCAAGGUGCUUCCCAUGUUAAAUCCAGAUGGUGUGAUUGUGGGGAAUUAUCGGUGCUCCUUGGCUGGAAGGGAUUUGAACAGACAUUAUAAAACCAUUCUGAAGGAGUCUUUCCCUUGUAUUUGGUACACCAGGAACAUGAUCAAAAGACUUCUUGAAGAAAGAGAGGUUCUGUUGUAUUGUGAUUUCCAUGGCCACAGUCGUAAGAAUAAUAUCUUCCUGUAUGGCUGUAAUAACAACAAUCACAAGUACUGGCUUCAUGAACGAGUUUUUCCUUUAAUGUUAAGCAAAAAUGCACCAGAUAAGUUCUCUUUUCACAGUUGUAAUUUUAAGGUCCAAAAAUGCAAAGAAGGAACGGGACGAGUUGUAAUGUGGCGGAUGGGAAUUCUAAACAGCUACACCAUGGAGUCUACCUUUGGCGGCUCCACCCUGGGUAGUAAAAAAGGCACCCACUUUACCAUUGAAGAUCUGAAGUCCUUAGGUUAUCAUGUCUGUGACACCCUUCUGGACCUUUGUGAUCCUGACCAAACCAAGUUCACUCAGUGUCUAGCAGAGCUUAAGGAGCUUUUACAACAGAAAAUACACAAGAAAUUCAAUGAACUUGGACGAGAUAAAGAUUUAGAAGGAAGUUGGAGUGAUAUCUCUUUGUCUGACAUUGAAUCCAGUACCAGUGGCUCUGACAGUUCUCUCUCAGAUGGUCUUCCUGUUCACCUAGCAAACAUAGCAGAUGAGCUGAAUCAGAAGAAGAAGAUGCUCAAGAGGAAAAAAAAGAAGUCACUUCAGACUAGGAAACAGCGAAAUGAGCAGUAUCAGAGAAAAAAUUUGAUGCGGAAGUUAAAGUUAACAGAAGAUACCGCAGAAAGGGCAGGAUUUGCUUCUACUCUCCAAAAGCAGCCAAACUUUUUCAAAAACUCAGAGAAUUCCAGUUCUUUACCAGUGAAAAAUGAAAACCCGAGGUUAAAUGAGACAAAUUUCAAUAGAAGAGACAAAGAUACCCCCCUGGACUCAUCAAUGGUCACCCUGAUUCUUCCUAAGAAUAAAGAGAGAAUACAGAUAAAUUUCAAUAGAAGAGACAAAGAUACCCCCCUGGACCCAUCAAUGACCACCCUGAUUCUGCCUAAGAAUAAAGAGAAAAUGCAGAAUAAGAAGCCAGGCUUUACAGUAUCGUGCUCUCCAAAGAGAACCAUAAACUGCAGCCAGGAGCCAGCUCUAGGUGUGAAGCCAAACUGGCCAAGGAGCAGAUAUCCUGCCACAAAGAGAGGCUGUGUGGCCAUGGCGGCAUACCCAUCCUUGCACAUACACACAUACCCGUAGGUGAGCCUGGGCUAUGCCACACAAGCACUUUUCGGGGUGUUGCAGAUUAGACACAUUUUGUAAUGGGAGGGAUGUGUGAUUGGGAACUGCAUUUCCUGGCAGUGUACUGUGUUGUGUGCUCAUCAUGCACUGACCUGACACUUUGUACUUGCACUCUGUGUUGUGAUCAAGAUGCAUACCUCAUGAAUUUAACUGUUUUUUCAUAAAAUGAAAUUUCAUUAUGAUGUGUAAAAAUGCUUUAUCAGGAAUUGAAGUGUGCUCUCAUGGCACACCUCAUGGCAGCACAGAUAUUCCUCAUUUUAACCAAUAGAUAUUCUCUCUAAAAUUAUGUGUAAAUCAAUUUUUAAAAAUCAAACUCCGUGUUAAACACAUUUUCGGAAAGUGCUAUAUAAAAAAAAAAAAAAAAAAGUCUUGUGUCAAAGCUUUCCAGUGAUGAAUGGUCAGUCUGACUGCUGUAUGUCAGGUUUGCUCAGAAUGAGGUAUUCCCACAUGGAAAUACCAAUGCAUGUAUUACCCAGAAUUUCAUGUUGCAUAUCUUAUGUUCAAGGUUUUGUAAAUUUUUUAACCUGCUGAUUAAAAUUCUUUCUCUCUCUAACUCUA
Molecule: messenger RNA, 4463 nt
Organism: Sapajus apella (tufted capuchin)
Lineage: Eukaryota; Metazoa; Chordata; Mammalia; Primates; Cebidae
Gene: AGBL2
Product: ATP/GTP binding protein like 2
Exons: 17
Coding region: 1296-3863 (855 amino acids)
Biological process (GO): proteolysis
Molecular function (GO): zinc ion binding; metallocarboxypeptidase activity
Source: RefSeq, a predicted model, not a curated record